CACGGCUCGCGGCAUGUCGUCCAUUCGCUUUCCGAUCGCUUUGUUCGCUCUCCUGGCUUGCAGCGUUUUCGCUCAAGAGGAUGAUCUUUUCGAGAGCGCCAAGCUUGAAGCCGAAGAAUUCAUGAACGACGUGCUAGAGAAGUACCUUCCGACGUCCCUGGCCCAAGAUGAGUAUCCCAUGAAGAACUUCUCCUGCUACAUCCCCAGGGACCUUCUCCUCGGCUUCUUCCCGACUCACCGAGACAUUCGAGCCACAUUUAGUUCCGGAACUUACGGGGGAGUCGAUGCCUUGAAGACAUUGAAUUGCAGGCCGUCAGCGGAAGAGCCUAUGAAUGGCGUCUCCCUGACUUGCACGAUGGUGCUUGAGCAACUCCGUGUUAAAUACCAGGCAGAUGUUACUGGAUUCGAUUUGAAGGGCACACAUUCCAGUAAACUGGUUACUGCCAAGGUGAAGCACCUCUAUACCGUCACCAUGACGCAAUCGCUUCCUGAGCGGCCGAAAAUCGCCGAGAUCCUACCCUUGAUCACCCGAACUUUCGACCUCGAAGUGGGGACCUUCGGCUUCAACUCUGCUCGUCGAGCUCGUCUGCUUCAAUGCGUGGACUCGGGAAUCCGACGGGAGUUGAAGAAAGCACUAGAAGCGGACCUCCUCCGCCUUCUGGGCGACGCCCUGAGCCGGAGCGAUCGCGACCUUCCGGAACCGCAUUUGGAAUCGGAUCAAUCAUAGACUGUUGAGUGAUGAAGGGUCCAGUUGGUCACUCCGACGGCGGUCUCGAAGCCUCAAGAGUAUUUGUAUCAUAAAUUCUGGAGCAAACCCAGAGAGCCUCUUUGGCGUGAAUAAAAUAACAUUUCCAAGAGA
This is a messenger RNA of Galendromus occidentalis (western predatory mite), 859 nucleotides long. RefSeq lists its product as uncharacterized. The record is from RefSeq and is a predicted model, not a curated record. Lineage: Eukaryota; Metazoa; Arthropoda; Arachnida; Mesostigmata; Phytoseiidae. Bases 14 to 727 code for a protein of 237 amino acids. The transcript has 4 exons.